Messenger RNA from Staurois parvus, 348 nucleotides. The record is from the annotation of a GenBank genome assembly. Lineage: Eukaryota; Metazoa; Chordata; Amphibia; Anura; Ranidae.
GAAACAGCUGUAUGGAGUGAAUGUCCCAGAACUGUCAGAAAUAGAGACUAUUUCUGACAGUUCUGGGACAAUCACUCCAUACAGCUGUUUCAACCGCUGUAUGGAGGGAAUGUCAUGGAACUGUCAGAAAUAGACUAUUAAUGACAGUUCUGGGACUGUCCUUCCAUACAAUGUUUCAACCGCUGUAUGGAAGGACAGUCCCAGAACUGUCAGAAAAUAGUCUAUUUUCUGACAGUUCUGGGACAUUCACUCCAUACAGCUGUUUCAACCGCUGUAUGGAGGGAAUGUCAUAGAACUGUCAGAAAUAGACUAUUAAUGACAGUUCUGGGACUGUCCUUCCAUACAGCG